AUGAAAACACUAUACGAACAAGCAGGCCUCGUCUCUCACCAGCUGAUUUUUUUGGCCUCUUAUUCCGUUCCACACAAUACGCCUAUUAUUCCUUUGGUAUCUAGCCCUAUAUCAUCCCGAUUACCCCACCGCGCUCUUUCCAUUGCCGCCUUCCUGUUUCCUGUCUAUGUUCACUCCUUUCAUUACAGCUCUCAUCGUCUGAACUUGGCGUUGGAAGUCGAGGCGUCCUGUUUUGGUUGGCUCCUGGUUCGAUAUUUUAACUUUAUGCUUCAAUUUGCUGUCAUGCCGAAUGCAUUUACUGUGCGAUUUUAA
This is a messenger RNA of Aspergillus puulaauensis, 312 nucleotides long. RefSeq lists its product as uncharacterized. The record is from RefSeq and is a predicted model, not a curated record. The transcript has a single exon. NCBI's taxonomy places the organism in Eukaryota, Fungi, Ascomycota, Eurotiomycetes, Eurotiales, Aspergillaceae. Bases 1 to 312 code for a protein of 103 amino acids.